AUGCACUCGGGUCAAUGUCUCUGCGGAGCCACCAAGAUCGAGAUCAAUACGACUGAGGAGAAGCAAAUCGCAUGUCACUGUACCGACUGUCAGCAGACUUCUGGAUCUGCUCACUCGACUAACAUUCUCCCUAAUCAGAAAGAUGUCAAGAUCACUGGCGAUGUGAAAGAGUACAAUUCCAAAGCUGCCUCGGGCAACACUGUCGCAUCACUCACGGCUAACAGUGACCCGACCUUUUGCGGCACCUGCGGCUCAGCCCUUGCACACAAGUCCCCAGCAUUCGGUGAAGGUAUCGCCGUACAAACGGGAAACCUCCCUGAUUUCCGAAAGAUCCCUUUCGCUGCCGAGCUCUUUGUCAAGGACCGAUGGACUGGACUGCCUGAAAUCCCUGGAGCGGAUCAGGCUCAAGCUAUGCCUGAAGCCUGA
This is a messenger RNA of Kockovaella imperatae, 426 nucleotides long. RefSeq names its product Mss4-like protein. Gene Ontology annotation, molecular function: carbon-sulfur lyase activity. Bases 1 to 426 code for a protein of 141 amino acids. The transcript has 5 exons. NCBI's taxonomy places the organism in Eukaryota, Fungi, Basidiomycota, Tremellomycetes, Tremellales, Cuniculitremaceae. The record is from RefSeq and is a predicted model, not a curated record.